CACAUUUCUACCGACUUUUUGACGAACGUGGCAACGGUGUUCAAUGGCAAGUGGUGGAUGCGUACACAGAAUUUACAAAGAUCUGGUGUUUGUUGUUGUGCACAGUGAAUUUGUUGCGAGUAUUCAAAAAUGUUUUCAGGUUGUUUUAGCGGCAAUUAUAGCAUUGUUAUCAUUGAUAGACAAUUUUCAAAGACAAUGGGACGUCGGAAGUGCAUUCUUUGUGGAGUUAGCAGUGAAAAAACUGAGGCAACCUUCCACAGGUUUCCUAGUGAUAAGAAAAAACAAGAAGAAUCUCCAAUGGGUGAAUGAAAAGAUGAAAGUUAAACUUGGCGUCCAGACUUUGAGCAAGAGUGUUGCAGAAGCAUUGGACUUUUUGAACAAAGAUCUGGCUAUGGCUGUCUUCAAGGAUUCAGAAGCUACAGCAUAUUUUUGUAGAACAGUAAACAAUUUAUUUGAUGUUUUUAAUUCAAGGAAUAGGAUGUCAAAAAAACCUUAUGAGAAACCCUUGUCACCUGCUACUGAACAAUAUUUCAAUUUCUUAGAAGAAGCGAAGGAUUAUUUGAAAUCGUUAAAAUUAGGAGACACUAGAGUUAUACUUUCUAGAAGAAAAUUAGGAUUUUUGGGAUUCAUAAUUUCAAUAAACAGCCUGUAUGAAUAUAGAGUCAAAGAAACCAAAGAGCUGAAGUACCUUCUCACAUAUAAGUUAUCUCAAGAUCAUUUGGAAAUUUUCUUCAGUUGUGUAAGAAGCAAAGGAGGAUACAGCAAUAAUCCUACCUCGAAGCAGUUUCAAAAUAUUUUAAAAAAAUUAUUACUUCAUACUGAAAUAAGUGGCAAUGAAGCAUCCAAUGUCGUGGCAUUAGAUAGCACAUCCAUUUUGCACUGUUCAUCAUCAUCUUUAGAGAUCAAAAUUAAUGAGGAUAUGACCUCAUCAUUAAACAGUAUAGAGGAAGAUGAAGAUUUUAUACAAUUUAAAAACAUUCUUCGAAUAAGUCCUUGGUAGCUUAAACUGUAUUUGGAAGAUGUUGUUGCAUAUGUUGCAGGUUUUGUUGUGAAGAGGCUAAAAAAGUCUAUAAAAUGCCAGAGUUGUUUAGAUUUGUUAGAAACUUCAGGAGAGUCUAUAUCGAAAUUACAAAUAAGAAGAACGUAUGGAAAAUUAGUUAAAGCCUCCGCUUUUGUAAUAAAUGUGUGUAAAUAUGAAGAACAUUGCUUUAGGUUAUAUAAGGAAAGGUUAGAAGUUGGCAAAAAAAUAUGACAAGAGCUUCACAAAUAUUAACAAAUUAUACAUUGCAAAAUUUACCUCUUGGAUUCGGAAAUGUGUUUAAGGACCAUGUAUUCGAAGAUGA
Molecule: messenger RNA, 1343 nt
Organism: Acanthoscelides obtectus
Lineage: Eukaryota; Metazoa; Arthropoda; Insecta; Coleoptera; Chrysomelidae
Source: the annotation of a GenBank genome assembly